Molecule: messenger RNA, 2724 nt
Organism: Paramacrobiotus metropolitanus
Lineage: Eukaryota; Metazoa; Tardigrada; Eutardigrada; Parachela; Macrobiotidae
Product: microprocessor complex subunit DGCR8-like
Biological process (GO): primary miRNA processing
Cellular component (GO): microprocessor complex
Molecular function (GO): primary miRNA binding; double-stranded RNA binding; heme binding
Source: RefSeq, a predicted model, not a curated record
UUCAAUUUCAAACUUCGUCUUUCUCUGUUUUUAUUUUGGAUAGGAAUACUGGAAUAGCAGCAGGAUUUUGGAUAGCAGAAGAAUGAAGAUCAAUAAGAAAUUGUUGAUGUUGAAAUGAUCGUGUGAUCUUUUUCUCGAAACACAGAAAACUCCUGUUUUGAUUCUGAUGCGCAAAUUCGGGGUACGGUAGUACCGUUAUCGCUGCCCGCUUGAUCAUCAGCGAACAGUUUCGCGGAAUUCGCGCCAACAUGUGGCAGCCUCAUCCCAACCGGUCUUCCCACUCCCGCUCCCAUCCCGACCCCUCCCACCACCGUCCUGCCGUCACGUCACCCCCUCGCAAGCGCUGCAAACGCGGCAGCCCCGAGGACGGCGAGAUUGACGCAGCGGACCACAGCGACAGCGACCUCAGCGCCAUCUCCUCGUCCUCCGAGACCAAACGUUCUCCCGCCGCUCCGCCGACAUCCACAGGUGGUCCUAGACGCACGCUGCUCGGAGACCCUCCGACGGGGUUGCAGGGUGUGGGGGAAGCGGAGGGCGCCGAGACCAUGGGGAACCUCGGGGAUCUCUCCAUGUCCCCGGGACGGUUGACGGAGGCGCUGGCCGUGCUGGUGGAUCCCUAUGCCGACCAGCCGAUGGGGAAUAACGGCGAGGGGAUGGAGUUCCCGUCGUUCCUGGGAGGUGACCAGGCGCCGGGGGAUUUGUCGUUUGGCGCGAUGAAUUUCGCUGAUGAUUUGUUUGAUAUGGCCAGUCAGGAAUCUCUGCUCAACUUCCACUUCCCCGUCCACCCCGACCCCUACCCCGCCUCCCAACCCGCGGAAAUCACCCCCUACGACCUCUACGGCUCGCCCCUCUCCUCCGCGGCCCCCUCCCCGGCCACCACCCCGCCGCACCGCAUCUUCGCCGCCACCGACCCCGACCUGGACGAGUACCCCUCGGCCUCGGAGUCGGCCUCCUCCGGCGACGAGAUGGACGCCUCCCAGGUGGACGCCCUCCUCGACGAGCUGGACCCGGAUACGGUGCCCGGUGGGGAGCGCACGCCGCUGGUCAAGACGAAGAACAAGUUCAUUAUGAUUGAGAAGCGGAACCAUUUGUUCGAGUUCCUGCCCCAAGGCUGGCUGCAGGUGCUGCACGAGAGCGGCAUGCCGGUGUACUGUCAUCGCGAGAGUCGGAUCUGUACCUUGAGCCGGCCGUACGGGCUGGGGAAGGCGUCGUUGCGGACGCAUAAGAUCCCGCUGAGCGCCGUGCCCUGUAUGGAGUAUAAACGGUGUAAGGAGCAAGAAGCCGGUGGUGGUGACGGAGGGAGGUUUGAAGAGGCAGUGAAGCAGGAGCCGGUAUCGGGCAGUGACGCAUCGCAGCCGACACCGUCCACAUCUGAGCCCGUAACCGCCCGCGUUAUGACCGCCGACGAGCACUACCAGACGACGCUCAUCUCCCCGGAUGAAUUCCGCACAUACUGCCAGUCGCUCUUCGAAUUCCGCAUGAAGACCAUCCGCCGCUAUAAAAACUGGAAGAUUGGGCGGGCGCGCCAGCGUCUGGCCAAGAAGCUCAAAGCCUCCAACAGCGAGACGACCGGCGAGCCGGACAAACCGGACACGGAGGUGACGACCAUGUUGAAAAAGACCAGAGUGGUGACGAUCACGCGGCCGGGACCGGAUGAGAACGUGCCCAUCACCUUCACCUUGAACCCGACGAACAAGACGGUGGUCAGCAUCCUGCACGAGUUCGUGCAGCACAUGAAGAAGACGCAGCCGCUGUACGAAUUCCUGGAAAUGCCGGAUUCCAAUGCGCCUUACCAGGCCGUGGUGUCCAUCGACGGGAAGGAGGAGGGCCGCGGACUGGGCGCCAGUAAGAAGCAGGCCAAGAUGGCCGCGGCCAAGGAGGCCCUGCUCAGUAUGGCGCCGGAGAUGCGGGCCAUCGUCGGAGUUACGGACGGGGAGGAAGAAGAGGACAUCUUCCACGACAUCGCCAUCGACGACCCGCGCAUCUGGGAGAUUUCCUUCAAAGCCGGCAUCCCGGCGCCGUACGAGAUCCUCACCCGCGCCCUGCGCCGCACCCACCGCUCCGAGCCCAUCCGUAUCGAAUCCAAACGCCUCGGGCAUCUGAAGAACGAGUACACCAUGACCUGCGGCGAUCUGACCAUCGCCGUCAUCAGCCAGAAACGCGACGCGGCACGGCAUCUGUGCGCGCAGAAAUUACUAAAGAAAAUCCACCCGGAGCUGCAGUACUACGGACAGGUGCUGAAGAUGUACGGGACGGCGCAGCAGCGCCAUCUGCAGAAGAAGAAGGAGGUGCAGCGCACCAUCACGGAUCUGCAGACCAAAGCGAAGUUGGGGCAACCGAAUUGGGAGUUAUUGGAGAAAUUAAAGACGGAGAUGGCCAAGGUCGUCGCGGUGCCGUUGCGUAGCGGAGAAAAAGCCGGAUUCGCUAUGAUUGAAAAACAUACAAGGAUUUGUUUUCUGCAGGAAAAACGUGGAGUUUACUUCCCUCCGUGAAAAUGUCCAUUCAGGAAAAAUUUAUAAUUUUACUUUUGAUAAGAGAAAUUUGUUUUUGUUAUUUUACAUGUGGUGGGAAAAAAUGCCUCGUAGGAAAGGAAUCCAGAAAUUAAUCGCUUUUAAUUUGUUACCUGUUAUUUUUUUAGUGUUUGUUGUUGAAGGUGGGUGAUGAUUCGCGUCUUUUCAGAAUAUUCAUUUAAGUUUUUUUCGGGGUUCUGUUUGGUGAAAGAAA